Messenger RNA from Choloepus didactylus (southern two-toed sloth), 2665 nucleotides. RefSeq names its product aryl hydrocarbon receptor interacting protein (gene AIP). The record is from RefSeq and is a predicted model, not a curated record. The transcript is spliced from 6 exons. Gene Ontology annotation, molecular function: protein binding; peptidyl-prolyl cis-trans isomerase activity. The coding region runs from base 149 to 1000 and encodes 283 amino acids. Lineage: Eukaryota; Metazoa; Chordata; Mammalia; Pilosa; Megalonychidae.
UUUUCGCGUUCGGUCCCUUUUCGGCUUCUGCCCUCAACCAAGAUGGCGCUACCACCGAAGCUGCCGAGGCUCUAGAGGUUGCCGAAGCAGAUCCGGAAGCUACCGAACGAGUCCGGAAGUUGCCGAAAGAGAGCAGCGGGGAAAGAGGAUGGCGGAUAUCAUCGCAAGACUCCGGGAGGACGGGAUCCAAAAGCGUGUGAUACAGGAGGGGCGAGGAGUCCUCCCUGAUUUUCAGGAUGGAACCAAGGCCACGUUCCACUACCGGACGCUGCACAGCGCCGAGGAGGGCGUCGUGCUGGACGACAGCCGGGCGCGUGGCAAGCCCAUGGAGCUCAUCAUCGGCAAGAAGUUCAAGCUGCCCGUGUGGGAGACCAUCGUGUGCACCAUGCGCGAGGGGGAGAUCGCCCAGUUCCUCUGCGACAUCAAGCAUGUCGUCCUGUAUCCGCUGGUGGCCAAGAGUCUGCGCAACAUCGCCGCGGGCAAGGACCCCCUGGAGGGGCAGCGGCACUGCUGCGGCCUGGCCCAGAUGCACGAGCACAGCUCCCUGGGCCACGCCGACCUGGACGCCCUGCAGCAGAACCCCCAGCCUCUCAUCUUCGACAUCGAGAUGCUUAAGGUGGAGAAUCCCGGCACGUACCAGCAGGACCCCUGGGCGAUGACGGACGAGGAGAAGGCCAAGGCGGUGCCGGUCAUCCACCAGGAGGGCAACCGGCUGUACCGCGAGGGGCAGGUGAAGGAGGCUGCGGCCAAGUACUACGACGCCAUUGCCUGCCUCAAGAACCUGCAGAUGAAGGAGCAGCCUGGGUCCCCCGACUGGAUCGAGCUGGAUCAGCAGAUCACCCCGCUGCUGCUCAAUUACUGCCAGUGCAAGCUGGUGGCCAAGGAGUACUACGAGGUGCUCGAUCACUGCUCCUCCAUCCUCAACAAACAACGUCAAGGCUUACUUCAAACGAGGCAAAGCCCAUGCGGCCGUGUGGAAUGCCCAGGAGGCCCAGGCUGACUUUGCCAAGGUACUGGAGCUUGACCCUGCCCUGGCGCCCGUCGUGAGCCGCGAGCUGCGGGCCCUGGAGGCACGGAUCCGGCAGAAGGAUGAGGAGGAUAAGGCCCGCUUCCGGGGCAUCUUCUCCCACUGACGGGGCCACCCGGCCCCGCCCCACCCCACUGAGCCCACCGCUGCCACUGCCAGUCCACCCAGCCCUGCUACACCAGUUCUCUGUAUAAAGGCCUUAUUUAUCUCUCUCUGGGCUGCCGAGCUGAUCCAUCGGGAGAGCUGGGCACACCUGGCGUUUCCUGAUGCCGGGAGGCAGAGGAUCAGGGUUUAGUUCCAGCUCCCGAUUCCCAGCUGAGACUUCCCUGAGCCUCAGGGCCCUGACAGAGAGGGGAGGUGGUCCUUUCCAGCCAGGGCUGUGGCACCUGGGAGCCACGGUGUGAAGGGGGAGAUACAGCAGGUACAAGCCAGGUGGCCGGUGCGGAGGCCUCCUGUGGGAGGAGACAGAACUUGAGAUGUGUCCUAAAGGUGAGGAAGGACGUUUAGGGGCAGGGGACUUGACAAGGCUGCAGUUGGCAGAGAUAGGGCUGCCUUGUGUCUGUCUGUGUGCGUGCGUGUGUGGUGGGGGGAGAAGGGCAGAGAUGACACUGGAAGGUCCAGACUGGGGAGAACCUUUAGGGCCCAGUGAGGGACUCAAGAGUAGUCCCAGGAAGCAGUGGGGAGCCAUGGCAGGAUUUAGAGCAGCAGAGGGCUGUGGUCCUGGACAGCUGGGACUGGAUAGGGCCAGGAAUCCUGGGUGGGGCCAGGGGGGAGGGUGACCAGAGGGAGGAGUUUGGAGAAGAGGGUGCCCUGGCUGGGGGCUGCAGGGCAGGGGCCGAAGGGUCAGGCUUGGGACUCCCAGACUGGAGAGAGGGCAUGUUUGGAGACUGGUGCUGAGUCUCUCCAGGGGGUCCUUGGGACAGGCCAGCCUGGCAGGGUGGGAGAGGGGAGGGGUCUGAGGGAGCACCCAGCAGGUCCUGUGGGGAGAAACCAGAGGACAAGGGUGUGCUGGGAGGUGGCCGCUGGGUGGGCCUCUGUCUGGAACUUGGGUGGUGUGGGAUGGAGAGUAAAGGAAGAGGGCUGGCACCCUGAGAGAGGUGGUCUCCCAGGGCAGCCACCUGCUCCGGAUCCCCUUGUCCCCUGGCCUCAGCUUUUGGAGGCAGGGGUUUCAGUGACAGGCCACGGCUGGCCAUGCUGGCCGAGGUGGGUGAGAGUGAGGUCGAGGGGCUCUAUCUCCGAAGAGGCGGCCUUCCCUGAGACCUUCGAGGCCUAGCCCCUGUCCUGACCUGCUGGAUGACCCCGGGCAGGUCCCUGUCCCCCUCUGCUCUUCAGUGUACCUCCUGAGCUGUCAACUGCAGCCAGAUGGUGGGCCAGUGGGUGGGAUGCAGGUGGCAUUUAUUUUCAUGGAUUUACACAUGUUGGAAAAGCCUCUGGGCCCUGGCCCACCCCCGCCUCCCUCCCCUGGGCUGGGUCCCCCCACAUGAUGGGGAAGUAACACUGAUGGGCAGAUAAAGGUGCAGGGGGUGGGGCCAGUGGGCCAGGGCCGGACAUCUAGACCCCCAGCCUCCCACAUGCGGCCUCUCAGGCCCCUCAGGUGUGAGAAUAAAUAACCCAGGUUCAGCCCCGGUUUGGGCCUCA